ACAUAGAGGGUUCCUUCCAAUGUCACAUGAAAAUCAGCUGUAACACCGGGUAUGAACUCAAAGACUACAAAACUUGCCAAGACAUAGAUGAGUGUACUUUGGGGACACAUAGCUGUGGACCAAACUUUUUGUGCACCAACACACAAGGCUCGUUUUACUGCUCCCAAAAGAGGAGGUGCUCAGGCGAUUUUAUUCAGGACGCCGUCGGCAGCUGUAUCGAGAAUCAGCUUCUUACUGAACACGAGUGCUGUCAGAAUGGGAAGGACUGGGCCCUGGGAGGACACCACUGUACAUACCUCCCCCUCAUCUCCUCCUCCUCCCACAGCUGCAGGAUCACCCAGGAGCAGUGCUGUGCAGCAGUAGUAGGAGACCGACUCUGUGACAAUGGCAUCGAGACAGCCAAGGGGCAAGGGGCCUGUGAGAGGCCCUUCUUCCAAGGAGAAUUCUGGGAAGCCCAAAUCUCUAAGAUGUGCUGUGACUGCUGUAUGCUCGGCCUGAUCACAGCAAGCCGGGGUUCCAGCUGCGAGUUCCAGGGGUUGUUUCUGUUUAACAUGUGUUCGUACACAGCUAAAGCCUGCUGCGACAAAACCACAAAAGCAGAAAUCGAUCCCAAUACAAAUG
Molecule: messenger RNA, 621 nt
Organism: Anarrhichthys ocellatus (wolf-eel)
Lineage: Eukaryota; Metazoa; Chordata; Actinopteri; Perciformes; Anarhichadidae
Product: fibulin-1-like
Exons: 5
Cellular component (GO): extracellular region
Molecular function (GO): calcium ion binding
Source: RefSeq, a predicted model, not a curated record